AUGCCGCCAGGGUCAGCCGAAAAGAAGGCAGAGAAGUCGUAUCUCGCCUCAGCUGUCGACUCGAUCAACCCCUGGGCCGGAAGUCGCAGUGCAACCCCAACACCAAAAGACCCUCAACCGGCAGCGGUCCCCUCAAAUCCCGGGGACCAUGUAACGAACCCGUUCUACGGCCAAAGCUUGGGGCGGUAUCCGUCAGACUGUCCAUCGUUGAAAGUGAAAUGGUUCCAUGCCGUUGAUAUCCCGAAGCGCAAGCCAAAAUUCAUGUCGGCUAAGAACACCGAGGACCCCAAACCCACUCUACCCAAGAAGUUCGUCCCGUUUUCUGUCGAAGAUUCCCGCGCCAUCGAGAUUGCAUACCAGGGGAAGUUGCAGGACAUAGAACGAGAAAGGGAGCAAAAUAAUGGGCCUAAUGGUCCAGGAGCUGGGGCCAAACGGCCUCGCUCAGCUUCCACGGAAGGAAUGCAUGACGCCGACUCAACGGCUUCCCAAACCACCGUUCCAGUGAACGAGGAUUUUCUGUUCGAUGUUAAUCUGGAGGAACGCGAACUUGCUCCCGUUUACUGGGAGGGUCCUGUGUACCAUGUCCGACGCGGAAGCUGGUUUUACCAAGAGGGCUCAGCCCUCCGCCCCUGUGAAGAAAACCUGGCUGCCCAGUUGGAGGAGGGCUAUCUCAAAACCAAACCAUGGCAGCAUCUACCGAGGAGACGGAGCGACUCCGCAUCCAAAACCGUUGCUGCGAAAACUUCGGCGGGUAACUUGAAUGCUAUUGACGACGCUGAAAAGGGUGUCCCUAAGAAGGAGCCUACUCAGCAGCAGCAACCACAAACUUACCGCCUCUUUGGAGGCUACAUGAACAGCGGUGGCUACAUGGGCGGUGUCAAGCUUGUCCGUGGAUACACCGAGCCGAAAAGUUCCAAGGAAGAAAAACGACCAUCGACUCCAGAAGGUACAAAGGCGACGUCUAAAGAGCGUGACGACAAAACGUCCAGAGCGUUGAAGAGGCGGUCCGCACCCCCUUCCAGCACAGUAUCGGAGGCGGGCGAUCCAAAAGAGGACGUUCAUGACGAUCUCCAGAGCACCCGAAACCGUCUGACACGACAGCUUUCGAACUUGAUAGAGAGAGCCGAGGACCCUGAAGCGGAGGAAGAGGCAAUCCGUGAGCGCGAAGAAGAAGAGAUUUCGGGAGACUACAACACCAGAGUCGACGACAACCAAGGGCGAGACAUUGAACACCUUGUGCUUGUUACUCACGGCAUUGGGCAACUGCUUUCGCGCAGGAUGGAGAGUAUAAAUUUUGUGCAUGAUGUCAACAUGUUCCGCAAGACCAUGAAAUCGGUCUACUCGGCUUCGGCAGACUUACGGGCAUUGAACUCGGAGAUCAACGAACCUGGACUUGGGAACUCCCGCGUCCAGGUUUUACCUGUCAACUGGCGUCAUCUUCUCGACUUUCCAAAGCGCAAGCCGAAACGGGGGGAGCGGGAUCUGGGGGAAUUACACGAUGAAGAAGACGACUAUCCUUCCCUAGAAGAUAUCACGAUCGAGGGAGUCGCAUUUGCAAGAUCACUCAUAUCGGAUCUCGCCUUAGACGUGCUCCUCUACCAGAGUGCUUACCGGGAGCAGAUUGUCGAGAUCGUGCUACGAGAGUCAAACCGUAUCUACAAGAUCUUCAAGGAACGCAACCCGGAGUUCAACGGAAAAGUCCACAUCGUGGGCCACUCGCUAGGCUCUGCAAUCAUGUUCGACAUCCUCUGCCGGCAGAAGGAGAAGUCCCCGGCCACGGGGUCGCCAAGGAACCCUCUUCGGUUCUGGCCUGCCUCUCCAGAUCAAUACGAGUCAAAGGAGCAGAAGGAGCUGGCUUUUGAGUUUGAAGUAGACGACUUCUACUGUCUGGGUUCUCCCAUCGGGUUAUUUCAGAUGCUCAAAGGCCGUACCAUCUCCGCCCGGGAUCUGCCUAACGCCCUCCCAUCGGAGAGUCCCCUCAACCCAGACUACAUGGACGACCCUUUCCUAGACCUCCCUUCCCAAGCGUACGCCAACCAACGACUCUCGCCCAUCACCGGCCUGCCCUUCAACGUAUCGUCCCCCAAAGUCGGCCAGCUCUUCAAUGUCUUUCAUCCUUCUGACCCGAUAUCGUACCGCCUCGAACCCCUUAUCUCUCCUAUCAUGACAACGCUCAAACCCCAGGCCUUACCGUACACGAAGAAGUGGAUCUUUGGGUCCGUCGCACCUCAGGGCCUGACCGGCAUUGGGGCCAAAGUAGGCCAGAGCGUUUCCGGCCUCUGGAGCAGCCUCAGCGCGGGAAUUGCCAGCAACCUACUCAACCGCAGCCUCGGUCUCAGCAACGAGGACGUGGCCAGGAUCACGGCGUCUCAACAGCAGCAGCAGCAACAGCAGCAACACCCGUCAAGCCCUGGCGCAGGGACGAACAUAUCUGCGGGGGUGAUCGCGGACGGUACCGCCCUCUCUGAAGCAGAGCGCAGCGAAAAGACGGCGGAGCGUAUGCGCAAGUUAGCCACUGGCGCAGCAAAUGGUGGCGGCGCGGGCGCGCUGAUUGACGACGAAUUGGAAACGCUAUUUAGUACAUUCCAAAAAAGCCGCGCUGAUAUGGCAAGCAACAAAGAUGGUAGUAAAGAGUCAGAGAAGGGCGCUGCUACUGUGGCGGAAUCCUUAACGCUCAACCGAGAGAAGUGGAUGGAAGAGGAGCGUAAAGCGCAGAGGAUGAGGAGGGAGGAGACGAAGAUCAGGGCGCUGAACCGGAACGGGAGGGUGGAUUAUUGCAUCCAAGAGAGUGUGCUCGACUUCAACCCGAUCAACACGAUCGCUUCACACAUGAGCUAUUGGGCGGAUGAGGAUGUCAGUCAUUUCAUGCUGUCGCAGAUGUUGGCAAGCAAGGCGCAGAACUCGAGGGGUUGA
Chaetomium globosum CBS 148.51 is the source of this 2913-nucleotide messenger RNA. RefSeq lists its product as uncharacterized. The record is from RefSeq and is a predicted model, not a curated record. Lineage: Eukaryota; Fungi; Ascomycota; Sordariomycetes; Sordariales; Chaetomiaceae. The transcript has 6 exons. Gene Ontology annotation, molecular function: glycerophospholipase activity; metal ion binding. Gene Ontology annotation, cellular component: cytoplasm. The coding region runs from base 1 to 2913 and encodes 970 amino acids.